CCGCCGACGUAAUAGGCAGCCCAAAACAGGAUCGGCGGUGGCAGCAGCGCCGACGACAGCAGAGGCCAAACGCUUGCUCACCACCGGACGCAUAGUAUGCCAGCUUGGGGAUGCCCACAACGAAAUUAGUAAUCCUGCUCGUUGCCCUCCUCGGAGCGUCCCAUGCCUACAUCUUGACCGGAGUGGCCCCCGGGCUAGGCCCUGAAGAGCCCAGCUUUAUGUACACAAACUUUGGCCUCAUCUACGGAACCAGGGAUCUGCAAGAGCAGUUCCGAGGAGGUCCAGCUACGGAUGAAAUCAACCAUCACCAGAUGAGCAUCAUCGGCACCGUCGGCAUGAUACCGGAAAAUGUUACGCCGUAUCAAGGAGACAAUGAUGUGGCGGAAGCGGAGAAAAAAUAUGUUUGGUUUCAGGUGUGAUUAUUCGUCACUGGAACGGACAUGCAUUGUGCCAGAAGACGUGUGGAGAGCUCCACAGGAAUGCCGAGUUUCGUGUUCAACGCAUACCUGUAACUUAUGUGUUGUUACAUUUCGUUUGCAUUUUGCUGACUUAGUGAUAUUCCUAGCUCACCUUUUUGUGAGUAAUAAACGUUUGAUUUGU
Messenger RNA from Ornithodoros turicata, 600 nucleotides. RefSeq lists its product as uncharacterized. Lineage: Eukaryota; Metazoa; Arthropoda; Arachnida; Ixodida; Argasidae. Bases 111 to 419 code for a protein of 102 amino acids. The record is from RefSeq and is a predicted model, not a curated record. The transcript has 3 exons.